Molecule: messenger RNA, 567 nt
Organism: Brenthis ino (lesser marbled fritillary)
Lineage: Eukaryota; Metazoa; Arthropoda; Insecta; Lepidoptera; Nymphalidae
Source: the annotation of a GenBank genome assembly
AUGGAAAAAGACAUAAAAUCACGUUUGAUUGAAUCAGUCUGUUCGAUAAAAAAGAAAAUUAAAAAUAUGAAAAAAGAUGAAGAACUGACUAAUUUAUCAGUAAACAAAAUUUUAAGACCUGUUGUUGAGCCGUUGCAUUCACUCCUUAAAAUUGAUAAACAUAUUCAAAAUACAAUAUCGCAAAAAGAGGAUGCUUCUAAAUAUGUAGGAAAUGCAAGUUCAGAUCAUGAAAAUUUAUAUAAAACUUCAGCUAGUUUAGAUGAAAUGGAUCCACCAAAUGUGUCUGAAACUUCUAAAAAUGAUGAUAUUAUUAAAAGUCCAACUAUGAUAAAUAAAGUUUUAGAGAGGUCGUUAAAAAAGAAUGAAAUUGCAGAUAUUUAUGACAGCUUAAAUGUACCAUUUGGCGUACGCAGCGUAGGUAGAGAUUUAUUCAUGGGGAAUUCAAAAGUCAAAUUAUCCACCCUAGUUAAUCCCAGCAAUAAUGAAAAAACUAAUUUGAUAAAUAUUGAAAAUAAGCAAUAUGAACUGUCAUCCGGUUUAAGAGAAUUAUUAUUUUGUAAAAAAACC